AUGUCUGCCACAUCCGCGCCUUUCCAAGCUCCACAGCUCGGAAACCGGCCGUCAAACUCGCAGCGGCAAUAUAAGCGAUCGUACAUGGCCUGUAUACGAUGCCGCCAGACCAAAGCUAAAUGCGAGAUCUCCCCGGAGUCUGCCGCGUGUGUGAAGUGUCUGCGCGAACGGCGCGAAUGCGUCUUCACCGCUGAGAGAUCGACUAAGAAACGGAAGUUCAGCUUCCUUGAUGGCAACUCGCUACAGUCAGGUCAGCAUCAGCAUCAGCAUCAGCACCAGCAUUCAAACAGCACGACCAGCGUCUCCUCGCCUGUGAAGCAGGAAGUCGUGUCUCAGGUAGCGCGAGCAAACGGCAAUCACCGGCCUGAUCAUCAGCCUCGCGGCGGCACUGCCUCCGAAGCCUACGAAACUGACGUUGUUCACACUGUGGUAUCGAGCUCACACGAUGCGCUCGGCUUGCUGUUCAAGGCUGUUGAACAGCAAGAAGCGGACGAUGGACGAGCCCGCUCCGCCCCCGACUCGAAUGGUGACGACUCUCCCGCAACCAUCUCCUCUAUCCGUGGCUUACCCAUCACUCCGUCCAACUUGAUCGCAUCUGCGCCGGGCGUCUUGUCGUUAUGGAAGCAGCAUCGCUUUGUGAAGCAAGGCUGGCUUUCGCCCUCCGAAGCUGCUAGCUACGUCGAACUCUUCUUCCGUAAUGUAGCUAUCCUCUCACCUCUGGCAUCUGCAUUGUCAGAGGAAGCCUGCAGACAGCGGACUUUCAUCCUUGGGGAACCAUUGCUCUGUACCACGAUCCUGCUGAUCUCGACCCGUUACCAUGUACUCCACGGCAUGAGCGGUGCGUCUCGAGCCGAUUUUCUCCACAAAAGACUGUGGAACGUCGCUCAGUCACUAGUUCAGCGCAUCACCUUUGGUCAGGACAAGUUUCCGUCUUCUUCUCGCUCUCUCGGGAGUAUCAAGGCACUGCUGCUGUUGACCGAAUGGUUUCCAAGAGCGCUCCACUUUCCGCCUGAGAGCGAAGGCUGGGAUGCUAGCUUGGCCUCAGAUGUGGAUGAGAGCGAACCUCAGAUGAAUGAACAAGAUUCCGCCGAGCAAGUACGCUGGAGAGAAGAAGUCUAUGAGCCGGCACAACGCUCCGACCGUAUGAGCUGGAUGCUACUCGGACUUGCCGCUACCCUCGCGCAUGAGCUUGGCAUAUUUGAGGAGUCGCCUGACGGUGACCCGUACGAAAUCUCGCCCUUAGUGAGAGUACAGACCCGGAGGCUAUUGUUCCUGUACGUCUCGCAGCUGUCAUUGCGUCUGGGCUGCAGUAGCCUGUUGCCUCAAGGUAUCACCAUGUCGUUGACUUACCCAUCUGCUGCUUGGCAAGACCCGAUCUCACAGGAUUGGGACCGGCUGGUGUCAUUGUGGAUUGAUAUAACCAAGCUACGAAAGGCGACUACCGAGAUGUGCUUUCCAAGCAAGUCAUCCACACGUAACUUGAUGGGCUCCGGCAGGUACAGCGGCAUUCUGGACCACUUCCGGCCACUCUUCGCCGAGUGGCACAAGCGUUACACCGAUUUCAACCCGCGGGCUCUACCCAACUCGUCGAAGCUAAUGGUCUUUCUCGACUACUCGUAUGUUCGCAUGUACACCAACUCAUUGGCUAUCCAAGCUGUGGUGGAACGAGCGAAGACUAAGAUGCCGGUCACUGCGCUAGACUACGACUUUCUCAAGAAGGAAAAUCACCAUGACUAUCUCUUCAUUCAAGAGGUCGUAGACGCUAGCCGCAGCGUGCUUCAAAUUGCGGUGGAUUUGGCGGAGGCUGAUAUCCUGAGAUUCUGUCCUGCUCGAGUGUUUAUUAGCAUCACCUCGGCGUCAGUCUUUCUCCUCAAAGCCAUCAGUCUUGGAACCAGAAGGUCUGAUCUGCAGAUAUCUCUGGAAGUUCUUGACAAGUGCAUCUAUGCGCUCAAGACGAACAUAUGCGACGACAUACACUUAUCAUCACGCUAUGGGCUACUCUUGGAGCGUCAUGUUCGCCGCUUCCGGCACAAUUUCCGGGUGCAAAAAGACUUCGCACCAUCCACCCCUGUUGCGUCUGGCCGCCGACCAUCUAUUAUGGAAGUACCCCCUGCGACACCUCAGAACCAACAGGAUCAAAGUCAAGUCCAACCCAAUGCAACAGGAGCGCCGCCAGUAGGUGUGAUACAUUUUGAUGAAGCAGACAUGCAAAACGGCUUUCCAACGGACAUGGACGACUGGCUUGCGCAGCCGUUCGAUGCUUCAUUUGCGCCCUUUGGUGCUGAUGUUGACCAGGGCUUUACAGGCCUUGACCUGGGAUCGCUGGAUUUCCUCUGGAAUUUGCCCCCUUCAACCUGA
Messenger RNA from Cyphellophora europaea CBS 101466, 2358 nucleotides. RefSeq lists its product as uncharacterized. The record is from RefSeq and is a predicted model, not a curated record. Gene Ontology annotation, molecular function: zinc ion binding; DNA-binding transcription factor activity, RNA polymerase II-specific. NCBI's taxonomy places the organism in Eukaryota, Fungi, Ascomycota, Eurotiomycetes, Chaetothyriales, Cyphellophoraceae. Gene Ontology annotation, biological process: positive regulation of transcription by RNA polymerase II; aromatic amino acid catabolic process. Gene Ontology annotation, cellular component: nucleus. Bases 1 to 2358 code for a protein of 785 amino acids. The transcript is spliced from 3 exons.